AGAAAAAGAAAACAUUUAAGUUUAACAACUUUCUUGUAAAAUUUACAAGUUGUUCUUUCUGAAUUUUGUUUUUAAGUGCUCAUAAAAUGUUACGUGCCAUGAUAUUGGCGGCAUUAAUUUGUGUCUACUGCGGCACACUGCCUUCAAUGGCAGCCGAGACACAUUCACUUAAUAGACGUCCCACAACAAUAACCACGAAUGUAAUACCACCACCACCACCAUCCACAGCAUCUAAGCCUGAUCAAGUAAUUGAUUCUAACAACAACAAGCUACAUUAUUAUCAUCCAGCCGAGGACAAAAAACCACGAGUUUUAGAAGAAUUCAAUCGUAACUUUGUGGAUGGAAGUUAUGAAUACAAAUAUAUUUUAAGCAAUGGUGUGUCACGCUAUGAAAAAUCCUACUGGAAACCAAUGGGGAAAGGAAAAAAACUAUUGGCUCGCAAGGGUUUCUUUUCACACCCACUAACAAAUCAUAAAUAUUUGACGGUAUUCUAUACAGCUGACGAAAAUGGCUACCAACAAGAUACAGCCAAAUAUACGAAUGCUGUACCAACGUUGCCAAAGCACUUGGAUGUGCCUCAGCUGGUAUUCCCGCAUGAGACAAGCAUGAUAACACCAACAACUACAACGACGACACGUAAACCAAAAACUACUAGAAGAACAACCACAACAACAACAACGACACGUAAACCCAAAACAACUACAACACGAAGACCGGUAGUAAAACCUUCCAAAUUCAACUGGAUUUACUAACACAAACACUCACGGAAUAAUGAAACACAAUGUUUGCUCUCCUUUUGCUUUUUUUUGAUGUAACACAACAACAACAGCAAUAAUAUUAAAAUAAAAUACUCAAACACACAUAAAUGCAACAAAUUCACAGUCAAAACUACCUAUACAUUGACAAACAAACAUGAAAACAGGAAACCGGAUAUAGAAAAAAUUAAAAUGGAAGAAACUAAAGUGAUACCAAGAACAAAUAAUAACAAACAAUGUUGCCAAAAACAACAAUCCAUCGAAGCAUCCUACGAAAACCAUGAAACCAACCCUCAAGCUGUGUGUAUAGAAUUUUCCAUACCAGCCACCAGUUAUAUUAAGUGCCAAAAACAACGUUAACAACAUCCCAUAUUAUGUUCCAAAGCCAUACCAACCAACACCAAUCUGAAAGCAGAGCAACUCUCUCCAUCCUCCAUCCAUCUAACCACUCGUCAUAAUAACACAACUAACUCUAUCAUCCAAACACAAUUCAUUGCUUACCACAGUCAACUUCCUUUUGCACUUCAUAUGACAGACAUUACUCCUGGCUGCCGCUGUUGCUGAUGGUGCUAGGGCUGCUGAUGAUCAGGGCGAUGAUGAUGAUGAUGAUGUAGUAAAAGCGUAUAACUAAAACAGAACUGUCUGAAAACGAAACCAAAACCCUUGAUUUAACAAAGACAUGUUAAGAACACGACUAAGCAGGGCAAGACUUUUGGGGCAGCAAUCUCAGCAGACUUUGGCAGUUCAUUGUGAAGAAUAUAAAUUAAACUUACUUAUGUAUUUUCGUACAACUGUGUUUUAAUUUCAUAUUUUAUUUUAUUUAAAAUGAAUUUAUAAAACUUUUUCGUUGUCUUAUUUCUCUGUCUAAAUUACGUUUCCUUUAAUCUUGACGAGGUUUCUCUUCUGAUUCAAUUAAUAAAUUACACCAGCAUUUGCCAGUUUAAA
Molecule: messenger RNA, 1700 nt
Organism: Calliphora vicina (urban bluebottle blowfly)
Lineage: Eukaryota; Metazoa; Arthropoda; Insecta; Diptera; Calliphoridae
Exons: 3
Coding region: 87-752 (221 amino acids)
Source: RefSeq, a predicted model, not a curated record